CCCGGAACCAGUGAGAACGCAGGACUAGCCGGAGCCCGGAAGUGCGGACUCACGCUGCGGCUGUUCCGGAAGCUCAGGUCUAAGCAUGGCUUUGGGAGGGAAGGAAACCAAGAGAAAGAAGGGCCAGGAUCGGAGACAGAGCCCUGAAGAUGGCGUGGGGAAUGCGGCCGCCGACUACCUGGUGGGACAGGUUGCCGACAGCCUGCGGGGCGGCCAGCGCCCUCCUGGAGGCGGGACGGGGCGGCUGGCUGCUCUCUUCAGCACCGCGGAGCCACGCGCACCACCUGUGUUCGUGCCUGUGCCCCAGGAAACAUCUAAAAAAAGAAAACGUGAUGACGAAGAAGAAGAUACAUCACAGAUUAAAAAGCCAGCUUUGCAAAAACCUGCAAAAAAAGUGAAAGCGAAGAAACUCUCUGAUGCAGACAAGAGACUGGCAAACAGGGAAAGUGCUCUAGCAAAUGCUGAUCUAGAAGAAGAGAUUCAUCAGCAACAGGGGCAGGAAAGGAGAAAGUCUCAGUCUCAUGGUAAAGCAGCAGGUGGAGAGGCACUUGGUGUUGCCCUCAGCCUUGAUGGGGACCAAAGAACAAAAGUUCCACUCAACCCUGAAGAAGAGCGGUUGAAAAAUGAGAGGACUGUGUUUGUUGGCAAUUUGCCUGUCACAUGUAAUAAGAAGAAGCUGAAGUCAUUUUUAAAAGAAUAUGGACAGAUAGAAUCCGUACGAUUUCGUUCUGUGAUGCCAGCAGAGGGAACACUAACCAAAAAGUUGGCUGCAAUAAAACGUAAAUUCCAUCCCGACCAGAAAAGCAUCAAUGCAUACGUAGUGUUUAAGGAUGAGAGUGCUGCUACAAGAGCACUGCAAAGAAAUGGGGCCCAGAUUGAAGAAGGAUUUCGUAUUCGAGUUGAUCUUGCAUCUGAAACCACCUCUAGAGACAAGAGAUCUGUAUUUGUGGGCAAUCUCCCUUACAAAGUUGAAGAGGCUGCUUUGGAGGAACACUUUCUGGACUGUGGAAACAUUGUGGCAGUGAGGAUCUUGAGAAAUCCACAAACAGGAGUCGGCAGAGGGUUUGGCUAUGUGCUCUUUGAGAAUACAGAUGCUGUUCAUCUUGCCUUGAAGUUAAAUAAUUCUGAGCUAAUGGGAAGAAAACUGAGAGUCAUGCGUUCUAUUAACAAAGAAAAACUAAAACAACAUAAUUCAAAUCCAAGCUUGAAGAAUGCCAGUAAACCUAAGCAAAAGCUUAAUUUUACUUCCAAAGAUUCAAUACAUUCCAAAAAUACAUUUAUUGGCGAAAAGGCAAUUCUCAUGAAAAAGAAGAAAGGACAAAAGAAAAAAGUAAGAACAAAGAAGCCAAAAAAACAACAGAAAUGACUGAAGCCACCUCCUUCCUUUCUGUGGUGAAUACUUGCAACAAAUGUCUGGAUUUUGUAUGGAUUGUGUGAAAAAUGUGGAGACUUCCACAGUGAUUUGCGUUUCUGUUUGUUUGUAUUUUUUUUGUGUGUGUUCAUAUUAUAUGUAAAGCUUCUUUGAAGCAUUGUUCUUAGAAAUGGAUUUACAGAAAACUAAUAAACAUUAAUACUGGUUGUGCUUA
Molecule: messenger RNA, 1586 nt
Organism: Phodopus roborovskii (desert hamster)
Lineage: Eukaryota; Metazoa; Chordata; Mammalia; Rodentia; Cricetidae
Gene: Rbm34
Product: RNA binding motif protein 34
Exons: 11
Coding region: 86-1366 (426 amino acids)
Molecular function (GO): RNA binding
Source: RefSeq, a predicted model, not a curated record